ACCUGGCCGGCCGCGGACGCAGCCGCCGCGCUGGGGCCGCGAGACUGGGGGCCCGGGAUGAGCCUCACCCGGAAAAAGGGCUUCUACAAGCAGGACGUCAAUAAGACUGCCUGGGAGCUGCCGAAGACCUACCUGUCCCUGACACACGUCGGCAGCGGGGCCUAUGGCGCCGUGUGCUCCGCCAUUGACAAGCGGUCAGGGGAGAAGGUGGCCAUCAAGAAGCUGAGCCGGCCCUUCCAGUCCGAGAUCUUCGCCAAGCGGGCCUAUCGAGAGCUGCUGCUGCUGAAACACAUGCAGCAUGAGAACGUCAUCGGGCUCCUGGAUGUCUUCACCCCAGCCUCCUCCCUGCGCAACUUCCAUGACUUCUACCUGGUGAUGCCCUUCAUGCAGACGGAUCUGCAGAAGAUCAUGGGGAUGGAGUUCAGUGAGGACAAGAUCCAGUACCUGGUGUAUCAGAUGCUUAAAGGUCUUAAGUACAUCCACUCAGCUGGGGUCGUCCACAGGGACCUAAAGCCGGGCAACCUGGCCGUGAACGAGGACUGUGACCUGAAGAUCCUGGAUUUUGGGCUGGCACGGCAUGCAGAUGCUGAGAUGACCGGCUACGUGGUGACCCGCUGGUACCGGGCCCCCGAGGUGAUCCUCAGCUGGAUGCAUUACAACCAGACUGUGGACAUCUGGUCUGUUGGCUGUAUCAUGGCGGAGAUGCUGACAGGGAAAACUCUUUUCAAGGGAAAAGAUUAUCUGGACCAACUGACCCAGAUCUUGAAAGUGACCGGGGUGCCGGGCACAGAGUUUGUGCAGAAGCUGAACGACAAAGCGGCCAAAUCCUAUAUCCAGUCCCUGCCGCAGAGCCCUAAGAAGGAUUUCACUCAGCUCUUCCCACGUGCCAGUCCCCAGGCUGCAGAUCUGCUGGAGAAGAUGCUGGAGCUGGACGUGGACAAGCGCCUGACAGCCUCGCAGGCCCUCGCCCACCCCUUCUUUGAACCCUUCCGGGACCCCGAGGAGGAGACAGAGGCCCAGCAGCCAUUUGAUGAUUCCUUAGAACAGCAGAAACUAACAGUGGACGAAUGGAAGCAGCACAUCUACAAGGAGAUUGUGAACUUCAGCCCCAUUGCCCGGAAGGACUCACGACGCCGGAGUGGCAUGAAGUUGUAGUGACUCUUUCAGCCUGACCCUCGACUGAGCCCAGGGACUGCCACAUGGCACCAUCAGCCAUACACUGCCCCAGGACCAACAUUUAUUUGUUGCUACCGCAGCCUCAACCCUUCUUGAAAUAUAGCCUUCCAAGCAGAGGACAGAAGGGUGCUUCUCCUUGUGUAGGAAACGGGCCUAGUAGGUGCAGGACUGAAAGAUGUUGGGGGUGUGGAGGAAAUAGCUCUGAUCAUAAUGGGACACAUUAGAACUCCCAUCUGGAGAACCGCCUGAGUGUGGGAUCCUUUCCUUCCCGGCUGUAGUGGGUCUGAGAGGUGUGGGCUGAGCCAGCCCAGGUGUCUGUGGCAAUGAUAAUAUGUCAGUUUCCUAGGGCUGCUGUAACAAAUAACCACAAACUGGAUGGUUUAAAACAACAGGAAUGUAUCCUCUCACAGAUCUGGAGGCCAGAAGUCUGAGAUCAAGGCAUCAGCAAGGCCAUUUUCCCUCGAAGGCUCUGUGGAAGAAUCCUUCCCUGCCUCUGCUUAGCUUUAGGUGGUUCCUGCCAAUCCCUGGCCUUCCUUGGCUUGUGACUGUAUCACCCCAAUCUCUGCAUGUGUAUUCACAUGGCCUUUGUCCCUGUGUGUAUCUCUGUCUCCUCUCAUAAGAACACCAGUUAUUGAAUUUAGGACCUACUCUAAUCCAGCAUGAUCUCAGUCCUUACUAAUUAUAUCUG
Messenger RNA from Cynocephalus volans (Philippine flying lemur), 1864 nucleotides. It is a transcript of the gene MAPK13, whose product is annotated as mitogen-activated protein kinase 13. Gene Ontology annotation, cellular component: nucleus; cytoplasm. The record is from RefSeq and is a predicted model, not a curated record. Gene Ontology annotation, molecular function: ATP binding; MAP kinase activity. The coding region runs from base 58 to 1155 and encodes 365 amino acids. The transcript has 12 exons. Gene Ontology annotation, biological process: protein phosphorylation; MAPK cascade. Lineage: Eukaryota; Metazoa; Chordata; Mammalia; Dermoptera; Cynocephalidae.